UCUCAUUCCCCACCCUCUAGUCGCACAAGAUGGGCUCCGACGCGCCCAAGAAACAGCUCAUCCUCAAUGCCUUCGCCAUGCAAUCGCCCUCCCACCUGAACCCGGGCUUGCACCGCUAUCCCGGCGACCAGGGACACAACUACAAAUCGCUACAGAACUGGGUACAACUGGCGCAGAAGCUCGAGGCCGCCAAGUUCCACGCCAUCUUCUUCGCCGACGUGCUGGGCGGCUACGACGUCUACAAGGGCCCGGCGAACCUGGACCCGACGAUCCCCGCGGGCGCGCAAUUCCCCAUCAACGAUCCGCUCUACAGCAUCCCGGCGAUGGCCGCCGCCACGCAGAGCAUCGGCUUCGGGGUGACCGCGUCGACGACCUACGACGCGCCGUACGCGCUGGCUCGACGGUUCUCGACGGUCGACCAUCUCAGCAACGGUCGCGUGGGGUGGAACAUCGUGACGUCGUACCUGGACUCGGCGGCGCGGAACUUCGGGCUGAACACGCAGGUGGAACACGACGAGCGGUAUCGCAUCGCCGACGAGUACCUCGACGUCACCUACAAGCUGUGGGAGGCGUCCUGGCGCGACGACGCCGUCAAUGUGCGCGACGGCGUGGCCGGAUAUGCCGACCCCAAGGCCGUUCGCCAGAUCAACCACCAGGGCAAGUAUUUCACCGUGCCGGGCCCGCAUCUCUGCGAACCGAGUCCCCAGCGCACGCCGUUCCUGCUGCAGGCGGGCACUUCGACGGCCGGCAAGGCGUUUGCGGCGAAGCACGCGGAGGCGAUCUUCCUGCACGGCCAGAAGCCGGAGCUGGUGCGGCCGUCGGUGGACAACGUGCGACAGCAGGCGAAGGAACUCGGCCGUGAUCCAUCGGCGAUCAAAGUGGUCGCGGGUCUGCUGGUGCUCGUGGCCGAGACGGACGAGGCGGCGUAUGCCAAGUUCGCGGAGCUGGCCAAAUACGGGGAUCGUGAGGGUGCGCUGGCUCUGUUCGGCGGCUGGUCGGGAUACGAUCUGUCGAAAUGGGACGACGACCAGGACUUCCGCUUCGUCGAGCAGCCGGCGGUGCGCAGCAUGGUCAACCACUGGGCCAGCACGGUGCCGGGCACGGAGGGCAAGAAAUGGGACAAGAAGACCAUCGCGGAGUAUCUCAUCAUGGGAGGCAACGGGGCCAAGAUCGUCGGCAGCGUGAAGACGGUGGCGGACGAGCUGGAGCGCUGGGUCGAGGUGGGAGACGUGGAUGGCUUCAAUCUGAGCUAUGCCAGUCUGCCGGACACCUUUGACGAUAUCAUCAAGUAUCUGAUCCCUGAGCUGCAGGCACGAGGCAUCUUCCACACGGACUACUCGGUGCCAGGAGGUACUUUCCGUGAGAACAUGUACGCGACCAAGGGCCAUACUCGAUUGCCCGAGUCGCAUCCUGGGGCCAAGUAUUUCUGGAAGCAGGGCGAGGAGAAGCCAAAGUAUGCGGUCGAUGAAUAA
Molecule: messenger RNA, 1472 nt
Organism: Aspergillus steynii IBT 23096
Lineage: Eukaryota; Fungi; Ascomycota; Eurotiomycetes; Eurotiales; Aspergillaceae
Product: LLM class flavin-dependent oxidoreductase
Exons: 1
Coding region: 30-1472 (480 amino acids)
Molecular function (GO): oxidoreductase activity, acting on paired donors, with incorporation or reduction of molecular oxygen; monooxygenase activity
Source: RefSeq, a predicted model, not a curated record